Messenger RNA from Monoraphidium neglectum, 387 nucleotides. RefSeq lists its product as hypothetical. The transcript has a single exon. NCBI's taxonomy places the organism in Eukaryota, Viridiplantae, Chlorophyta, Chlorophyceae, Sphaeropleales, Selenastraceae. The record is from RefSeq and is a predicted model, not a curated record. Bases 1 to 387 code for a protein of 128 amino acids.
AUGCCCGGCGCGCAGCCGGGCGGCGCGCAGGCCGCGAGCAUCAUGGGCGGCCAUCCGUACGCCAUCCAAGGCGGCAGGCACAUCGGCGCGCCGGCCAUCAUCCCGGCCGGAGGCGCCGCCGCCGACGCGGCGGCGCACGGCGCCGUGGGCGCACGCAGGGCGGGGCCGGGGCCGGUGGGCGGCACGCGCGGCGCGGGCGCGGGCGCACGCCAGCUGGGCGGCGGGGCGAGGGCGGUGCCGGUGCUGAGGUCGCUGGCAGCGACGCCGCCGGUGCAGAGCGACGACGACAGCGGCGAUGCGCCGCCGGGGGCGACGGCGGCUGCGGGGGCGGCGCGGCGUGGGGCCAAGAGGAACAACCAGGGCGGGUCAGAGGAGGGUGAUGGAUGA